ACUGCUUUGUAAUUCAAAUCCAAAUAGAUUGUACCAUGCAGUGUAAGGUCACCUCUCCCCAAAGCUACACCGCAAGUAAACUCACAAAUCUGUUUAACUAUGACAUCAUCCAAAAUAAGAUAAAAUCUUGAGUUGACCCUCAUCUAUACGUAAGACCAGAGUUCCACGUUUGAAAUCAGUUUCAAGAUAUUCUAAUGUUUUAAUUAGCUGCGGACCAGGUUCACCACAAAAUGGCGUCGUUUGAUAAAAUUCUAUUCUUGAUUUUAACCAUCUUUGGCAUCACUUCCCAUGGAAUGCACACUGUGCCCGAACUAAACCCGGAGUCGUACGUUGGAAGGUGGUAUCAAGUUUACACAAAUGCUGUAUCUGACUUUUUCACCGGUGUUCAAGAACCAGACUGCGGAACUGCAGAUUACACCUUAAUCAAUUCGACAUACGUCACAGUUUACAACGCUAAUUAUCGUCUUGACGAGGAGUUUACGGACGGACUGGGUGGCUACGCCUACGUCCCAGACCCAUCCAUUCCAGGAGAGUUAAAAGUCGUACUUGAUGGCGUACCAGUAGCUGGAGAUUACUGGGUCUUCAAAUUAGGGCCGCUGAUCGAGGGUAAAUACCAAUAUAGUCUAGUCACGGACGGACAGGACGCGCGUCAACUUUACGUUCUAUCACGUGAUCCCGAGGAAUUCUACGAGCUUUACGAUCACGAGGUCUCAGAAUACGUGGCGCUGAAUGGGUUCACGGGACCGGUCAAGACACCUUAUGAAGUACCACAUCCUCCAGAGUGUCGCUAUCCUCCCAGCCCACCGGAAUAGGAUUUUGAACUCAAUACGAUAGUUUUCGCACCCAACGCAAAACAAAAUCAGGAACACAUUUAAUUAAAAAUGCCCGUCAAAUGACAAUGAACAGCUGGGAGGUCUUUGUCGAAAAUUGGUGAACCGGAACAACAGUUCGUCCUAAGUUUCGAAGCUGAUGAAAAAUUGUAAAUAUUUCGCCUGUCCAGAGUUCAGGACGAAACUGCUGUUUUGAUUUACUUAUUUUCGACAAUGACUUCUUUGGUUGCUCUUUGUCAUAAAAAGCAUUUGACAAUCCAUUUUUAUGUUCUUGGAAGCGUUUUGGGUUGCGGUUUGAAAACUCCCUCUCGUGUUCAGAAAGGGAGAGGUUGAUAUCUCAGUUUGUUUGUUUUAUUUUUAUUUCUGCGUUCAAAAUACACUAUCAAAAAUAUUUACAUUGUUUGUAACAUACAAAAUAAUCCAUAAUGUAUACAAUAUAAACAUAAUACAUAAUUAGAAAAAAAUGAUGUGGGCAUAUACUGUAUUUCACAUUUUAAUAAUAAAAAAAUAAUAUUAACAAAAUUUAAUGAACGCAGGAGACCGCCAUCGUGAGCGGUUAAGCUUGUAAUUGAUGGCGGCCUCAUUGACGUUGAACACAAUAUUUCGGGCGAAUGCACUGCUAUUAAAGUAAAGUGGAAUUAAUAGGUGCAGCAGUGUAUAAAAAAGUCAGUAAAUAUCAAUAAAGAAGAAGAAACGAGGUCAAUGCUCACCACUUAAGAGGCAAUUGAAAAAAGGGCCUUGAUGGGAGGGGCCAAAGCCCCUUCAGCCCCUUUUGAUACUGUCUUCUCUGAGUGGAUUUGCAAUAUCAUUCCUCAAAAUAUACAAAUCUUUUGGUCAUCAGCCUGUUCAGUUUCAUCCUUAUUCAUUUUUUAAUUGUUUAUAGGUUACAAGUUAAUGAUUUUUCUCUCUAUUUUCGUUUGGAGUAAGAAAAUAAAAACUCUCAGUCACACAUCCUGUGUGCAUGCUGGUGUGUAAAUGAUAAUUCAUUUUGAAACCCUUUAGGCCUUAUAACUUAUACUGGGAGCGAUCUGCAUAAAUAAAACUACAUGUACUUUAAAUCUCAAUAAAUGAAUUAAAACAACCCGAUCGAGCAUUGUUCAUGAGCUCCACAGACUAGUGCCCGCUUCAUCAUAUUCAUUCGGCUCGUGCAUUCGUCCAAAAUGACGAAUUGGCGUUUUGGACCAACAUAGGAAUUGAUACGACUUACAAGGCACAGAUGUAAAUUCGAAUAAUAUACACAUGUAUAACCAUACAGAACGACACUUGAGUUUAAUAUAUGUUUAUAUGAUUCGGUGAAAGAAAAUAAUGGCUAUAAUAUGAAAGCUACGAACAGUUUCAUAUAGCAAUUAUAAAGAAAUUAAGUUUAUAAUCCAAAACAAUACUAAUUACGAAGUUCAUCGAAUUGUAUCACCAAUCUUUGUGUAAUCUAAAGUUUCAUUUGGCCUUAAAUUAUCUUUACAUGCCACUUUAUCAAAGCUAUUAAAAAUAAAACCCUCAACGACUUAUUAUUUAACACUAGUUUCAUCGAUGUCAUAGAGGCUAUCCGUCCGCGACGUAGGGUUCAAGAACUUAACAAAAAUGUAUUGUCAAAAGUCUGUCAUGAAACAAAAACAACCAAGUCUUUUGCAAAAAUUAGUGAACCAAGACAGCAGUUUCGUCCUGGACUCUGCAAAAAAAGUCGUAUUUGUAAUUUUUGGUCAGCUCCAAAACUUAGGACGAAACUGCUGUUCCGGUUCACCAAUUUUCGGCAAAGACCUCCUCGGCUGUUCAUUGUUAUUUCACGGGCAUUUUCAAUACUUUUACGGCGUUCUUACCCUCCGUACGUUACGGAACGAAAUCUCUCAUACAGGGGGAGCGUACUACACUUUUUGUACAAUGUCUUGAACGUGACCAUCUAAUUGUGAUUUUUUUUUUCGGGGGGCUCACUAUUAUAGAGGUAAUAACAAGUAAAAUAACGAAUCGUAAGAUACAUCCAAAAGUAAGGGUAUGUUAUUAAAGGACAAAAGGACUAAAAGACAGUUCAAUAAAUUUAUCAUGACUAUA
This is a messenger RNA of Lytechinus pictus (painted urchin), 2873 nucleotides long. RefSeq lists its product as uncharacterized. The record is from RefSeq and is a predicted model, not a curated record. The coding region runs from base 231 to 812 and encodes 193 amino acids. NCBI's taxonomy places the organism in Eukaryota, Metazoa, Echinodermata, Echinoidea, Temnopleuroida, Toxopneustidae. The transcript has 4 exons.